CGCGAGGUGGGCUGUGUUCCGAGAGGACUCCACCUCCACAGACCAUGCCCCAUCCAUCACAGGCUUCUGUCGAGAGAUGGUGAUGAGGCAAUCAAUUGCAAGGGUCUCGUGGCGGCCUCAGGCAGGCGCCACAUGACCCAAUCAGAUGGGCCUUGCAUGACAGUCUUGAUUAGAGUUUACACUGUGACGGGCACACUGUUCUUGGGAAUUUCUUCAUGGUUGACGUCGUGGAAUUUGACGGUUGCGCAGUACGAUACUGGAAUCACCCUUGUCCUCAAUUCACAAUGUCGCGCUCAUUAUCUCGCAAAAUCUACUCCGACGUCUUUGCCCGCUGGCCCAAGCAGGCCCUCCGACCGGAUCACCAACUCCAAGAUGUCCUCGGCAAGGCCGUAACCGAGCGAUACCAAAACUACAAGCCCUCUAUGGAGCGGGAGGAACUACUCAAGGCUCGAGCUUUGCAAUUCCUCCUCCAAGACCGAUACAACGAUCGAUUCAAGCUCAAGGGACGAUUGCUAGAGCCAAAGAGUCAGCCUACAUACUUUGAGGAUCUUGUUAGGGAGAUUGACGAGGCGCCGAAUCGAUCUUGGAUAGAGAGAUUGGGCAAGAGAUUGAGCGGUAUGAUUCGGUUCCAGUAAACGAGAGACGACAUGCGGACGGUUAUACAAAAGGAGACAUGGUUUGCCGGCGUGCAAAGGGUACUGAUGAUAUGAUAUGGUUGCAUUUGGCUGUACAUUAGCUGUAUUAAAAGCG
Molecule: messenger RNA, 750 nt
Organism: Fusarium vanettenii 77-13-4
Lineage: Eukaryota; Fungi; Ascomycota; Sordariomycetes; Hypocreales; Nectriaceae
Exons: 3
Coding region: 285-635 (116 amino acids)
Biological process (GO): mitochondrial respiratory chain complex III assembly
Cellular component (GO): mitochondrion; Cbp3p-Cbp6 complex
Molecular function (GO): ribosome binding
Source: RefSeq, a predicted model, not a curated record